This is a messenger RNA of Pocillopora verrucosa, 1943 nucleotides long. RefSeq lists its product as uncharacterized. The record is from RefSeq and is a predicted model, not a curated record. NCBI's taxonomy places the organism in Eukaryota, Metazoa, Cnidaria, Anthozoa, Scleractinia, Pocilloporidae.
CGUAAACCGCUUUAUAUGGGGUACACUAGCCUUAUUCAGUGGAUUGGUAUAAUUAUAAUAUAAAACGCCUGGAUAUUAUGUAACAUUUUUGUUCGAGUCUCGUAAGGGCGACGAGAAUGCGAGCAAUGAGGAAAAUUCCUAUUUCAUCACGUAUACAUGCAGCAUUUGUGUGACGUGCGAGAAACCAUUUGAGAAAAACAUCACUUCUCAUGCCCUUUUCGGAAGUGAUCGUUGUCCUGUUGCCUGAACACUUCGAAAAGUUUUGCGGAUACUGGCAUAAACAAAAGUUGGAAGGGGCUUUGUAUUCCCCCAACUGAGGUAACCACAUAUGAGUUUCAACAUUUUCAGCUGUCAGGAAGUGCAAAUGACCUCUGGAAGAAAGAUUUGCAUGACAUCCUCCGCUGAAAGACGGCUUUUACUGAUUUUGAGGAGGCUAAGUUCAAAAUGUUUUGCUGUGAUUUUUCAUCAAGAAGAAGAAGAAUGCUGGCGAACAGGCUACUGAUAAUAUCAUCAGUUAUAGUAUUACUUGUCUUGGUGAGCCUCCAUCUGGUAAUUUUACCAUCAGUGAGUGGGGGAUAUAACGAGGAAUGUUACUUGCCACUGGAGAGACGUCAAACGUUAAGAAUGAUGGUGAAGAACAUUUCGCGGGUGUUUGACAAGUACGGUGUUCAGUAUUGGCUCGAUUAUGGAACCCUGCUUGGCGCCUAUCGCAUGGGAGACAUCUUGCCAUAUGAUCACGAUGCCGACAUUUCUUAUAUUUUGGAAACCGAGAAGCCGGAAGCUUUCCGUGAACUGCGUGAGCUUGGAAUGCAAGCCAAUGGUUUGGUUGCAGUAUUAGGGGAUGUGACUGUGGAUUUUAUGAGAUGGCAACCAGUGAACGUAUCAAGUUACAUUUCUGGCAAAACUGAAACAAUGCUACGCAAAUAUUAUCCUCCUUCAUCAAAGGACAAUCUCAUUCUGAAAUACCAUCAUACGUUGGAAACUUCUCCCAUGUCGUGGGUGGUACCAUUCAAAAAGUUCUAUUUCCAGGAAGUGAACGUCGCACUUCCCAACUCACCGGAUAAAUUACUAGCCUUUAGAUACCCGUAUACGUUCGGAACGCUUGGAUUACCGUUUCCUUAUAAGUGGAAAUGCUGGGUGCCCUGUUAUUUGAGAAAAAGCAAUGGCUGCUAAAGGUAUCGAAUGAAUUAAAACCGAAAAUGUGCACUGUGCUACUACGCUAGUUAAAUUGUCCAUCGCUCUGACGAAGGGCUAACGCUCGAAACGUCAGGUUUUAAACACUUUACGGUGACUAAUUAACGUUAUCAACUCAGUUAAUAAUACCAAAUUACCCUGUUAUACUCUCACACCGACGCAACACCACAAUUUCUUAGGAAACAUACACCUUUUAUUCAUACGCUUGAUAAAUACGACAACGCAAUAACGCCUAAAUGCGUAAAUGCAUCCGUCGGCAUACGCAAGAAAAGUGAAGCACUAUCCGGAAUGCAGUUGUCCACAAGGUUAGAGCGCACUGUCCUGAGCGUUGGGAAGGUAAUUACGUUGUUUAUUUUGGCGAAACAUUUGAAUUUCACUACGACUCUCCCCACGUAUUAGUAGCCUGCGUAGCGGAUGGUUUUUUUGCUUCAUAGCGCACACAAAACCGCUGCUAACGCAGGCUCAAGGGGCGGCAAUAAUGAAUCCAAUCAGAGGGCUGCAGGAAGAAAACCAAAGUAAGAAGAUGCAGAGAGGAUCAAGUGGAAUAUGAGAAUCCAUAUGUUAAUUUUUUUAGGGGUUUUAAGGAAAUAUUUAUAUACUUUUAUGUGAUUAAAUCAGCAAAAUAUUUAAGAAUGUAAUAUUUAUUAAUGAUGUAAUUGCUUAAAUUUAAAAGUCGUCUGAGCAAAUAAUAAUUAAAGUUUUAUUUAUUAACAGCAGGCACACUAAAUUUUUGCAUUGUUUUAAACUAU